Molecule: messenger RNA, 11356 nt
Organism: Sebastes umbrosus (honeycomb rockfish)
Lineage: Eukaryota; Metazoa; Chordata; Actinopteri; Perciformes; Sebastidae
Gene: shank1
Product: SH3 and multiple ankyrin repeat domains 1
Exons: 28
Coding region: 434-7861 (2475 amino acids)
Cellular component (GO): dendritic spine; postsynaptic membrane; postsynaptic density
Molecular function (GO): synaptic receptor adaptor activity; ionotropic glutamate receptor binding
Source: RefSeq, a predicted model, not a curated record
GAGAGCUAGGGAUGGGGAGAUUGCCGGACCGAGCAGAUAGAAGUGUUACUACAGAGCUGCUGCUGCUGGAGGACGGCUGGGAGCCGAGGAUAAUGCUCCAUCCCUCAGCGUACAGCAGCACGCCGGACACCUUGUGAUUUCUCGUGGCGGCGGCGGCGGCUGUGGAGGAGGAGGGUCUUCAUUGUUGCAGCAGUGAUUAUCUUUUCCUUUUCCUCCCCUUUAACCACAGUCUUCUUCAUCAUCUUCCUGCUAACCCCUCCUCACUCCUUAUUCCUCUGCAACUGGCAACCGCUGGGCUCCCCCUCCUCUCUUUUUCUACUUCUGUCCCCUUUUUUUUUCCAGAGGAGGGAUUUCUGUAUUUCAUCAGGGAUUGUAGAAGACAUGGCUCUCUGGGAAUGAUGGCGUUGCCACUGGUUCCGCCCUCUCUGUCGCCAUGACGAUGCCGUUCAGCCCCCUGUCCAGCGACGAGGAGCAACAAAGGAUGCUGGGAAACAAUCGACAUCUCUAUCCAGGGGCAGAGGACGAGGAAGAGGAGGAAGAAGAGGAGGAAGAGGAAAUGGAAGAAGAAGAGCGUGAUGAGGACCAGGAGGAGGAGGAGAAUGGCGAGCUGGAGGGGGAAGAGGAAGACGAUGAGGAGAUGGUGGAGGAGGUCAGGCGAGGAGGCCUAGCGCGGGUGGGCAGGGGUGAGGGACACAGGCAGUCAGGUAAACUGGCCGGGAGACCCAGCGGGGACAGACAGAUCCGGCCAGGGAACCCUGGACACACCGCAAACCCCUAUUCGUCAAAUCCAGGACCCACGCACCAACAGCCAGCCAAUCACAUUCAGCAGCAGCCGCAGCAGCAGAGGAGGCUGAAGGAGCGCAGCACCGGCACGGUGCCAUCUGAGGACGCCCACAUUGCCAUGAUGGUCUUUCGCAUCGGCAUCCCAGACAUAAAGCAAACGAAAUGUUUGCGGUUUAACCCAGAUGCCACGGUGUGGAAGGCCAAGCAGCAGGUGCUGUGCUCCCUGACCGAAUCUCUGCGGGACGUCCUGAACUAUGGUCUGUUCCAGCCCGCCACGGACGGCCAUGAUGCCAAGUUCCUGGAGGAGGAGAGGCUGCUCAGAGAGUACCCACAGUCCUUUGAGAAAGGGGUACCAUAUUUAGAGUUUCGUUACAAGACCAGGGUGUACAAACAGACCAAUCUGGAUGAGAAGCAACUGGCCAAACUGCACACUAAGAAGGAGUACUAUCUGCUCCCUAUAAUACAGCAGCAAGUGUCUCUCUGCAUGCAGGCUAGCCUGAAGAAAUUCAUGGAUUAUAUCCAAACCAGCGCUGUGGACAAGAUGGGCAAGUUUUUAGACAAAGGCCUCGAUCCCAACUACCAGGAUCCGGACACCGGCGAGACUGCUCUGUCCCUGGCGGUGCAGUGUGAGCCCGGUGGAGGUGAGGCCAUCCGGGUCCUGGCGGAGGGAGGUGCUCACAUUGACUUCCGCGCCAAAGAUGGACUCACACCCGUACACAAAGCUGUGCGAGGCCACCGCCAUACAGCCCUGCUGGUCCUGCUGUCUCUGGGUGCGUCUCCGGACUAUAAGGACCGGCGAGGGCUGACGCCGCUCUACCACACUGUGCUGACAGGGGGGGACACCUCCUGCUGCGAAACACUGCUUUACCACCACGCCAAACUGGGCAUCAGGGACGAGAACGGCUGGGACGAGACACAUCAGGCCUGUCAGAAUGGUAACUCGCAGCAUCUGGAACACCUCCUUUUCUAUGGGGCGGAUUCUUCCUCCCAGAAUGCCUCUGGAAACACUGCCUUGCACAUCUGUGCUUUAUACAACAAGGAAAGCUGUUCACGAAUUCUGCUCUACCGGGGAGCAAAUAAAGACACAAAGAACAACAGUGGGCAGACCCCCUUUCAGGUGGCUGUUAUGUCCGGCCAUUUUGAGCUGGGAGAAAUUAUCAAAAACCACCGGGAUACAGAUGUGGUUCCCUUUGUGGAGUCCCCAAAGUACGCCCCCCAGAGGCGGGAGAGUACCCGGACUCUGACAAUACCCAACCCUCAUCCCUUCCUCCGGGCCAACAGCGACAGCAGCAUGAACCUGCCAGACUGGAUGGCAGUGCCCAACGCUCCGGGGACCAACAUAGUCUCUGUGCAGGGCUACAAACAUACGGGAACCCUACGGAGCUCCAGCAGUCCCAGAGGGGCGAGGACGCGUUCCCCGUCCCGAGGAAGGAUCGGAGACAAGGAGGACCGGAGCAGGCAGAGUCGCAGACAGGCGCCUGCACCUGUCAGCACAGCUGCACCUACCGCGGGCCAGCGGAGACGCCUCUACAGUGCCGUCCCAGGACGCGUCUUUGUAGCUACUCGAUCACACUCUGCCCAGGGAGAGCGAGAAAUCAGCUUCAAUAAGGGAGACAGGGUCAAAGUGUUGAGUGUUGGCGAAGGCGGAUAUUGGGAAGGGACGGUCAGGGGUCGCACAGGCUGGUUCCCCUCUGACUGUGUGGAGGAAGUGAUGCAUCGAAGCCAAGAGAACCGAUCAGAGAGCCGUGGAGAACGAGCCAAAAGGCUGUUCCGCCAUUACACUGUGGGAUCCUAUGACAGCUUUGACGCUCCCAGUGACUAUAUAAUAAAGGAGAAGACAGUGCUUCUGCAGAAAAAAGACAGCGAGGGUUUCGGCUUUGUGCUGAGAGGGGCCAAAGCUCAGACUCCUAUCGAGGAGUUCACCCCCACCCCGGCCUUCCCUGCCCUGCAGUACCUGGAGUCGGUGGACGAGGGAGGCGUUGCCUGGAGAGCCGGUCUCAGGAUGGGGGAUUUUCUGAUAGAGGUCAAUGGUCAGAAUGUGGUGAAGGUUGGUCACCGACAGGUAGUCAACAUGAUCCGGCAAGGUGGCAACAGCCUCAUGGUCAAGGUUGUCAUGGUAACCCGCAACCCUGACAUGGAGGAGGGUUCGAGAAAGAAAAUCCCCCAGCAGAGUAAGAGGCUAAACACUCCGGCUAUCGCCCUUCGAUCCAAAUCCAUGACUUCAGAACUGGAGGAGAUGGUGGAGAGAGCUGCUACCCCUUGGAAAAAAAAAUCAGAAUUCGAAUCCUCACAAGUUACAGAGAAGAAGAGGACAGUCUAUCAGAUGGCUUUGAAUAAACUAGAUGAAAUUCUUGCAGCAGCUCAGCAGACAAUCAGCACCAAUGAGGCGCCAGGGACACGGGGACAGGGGCCAAAAAGAGACAGAGGAAGAAGUUUCUAUGGCAAUGAGCCAAACUACGGGGAUCAGUCCGGGUUGGGGAUGAUGUCGUCGGGGUUGGGCCUCGGCUAUGACCGUGGACAAUACACCUCAGGUGGUCACGGCCCACCGCACGGUAUGCGCCGGCAGAAAUCCAUCGGGGUGCCUGAGGAGGAGAGGCAGUUCCUGCAUCCUCCAUCCGUGAAGUUUGCUCGCAGUCUGUCGGUGCCUGGCCCAGACGAGAUCCCUCCUCCUCCCACCACAGCUCCACCAGAACCUCCAUUCUCCUCUGCUCCGCCACUAGGUUGGAGAGGAAAGUCAUCCCAGCAGCCUGUCUCCGUGUCCCAGUCCACAGCCACCUCUGCGCACUACCAGCCCUACUCCCAGUCAGUGCACUUCACCCAUGGGGGCAGGGAAAGGGCAGGUGGUCCCAGCACUGGCCCCAGUGGUGGAGCGGUGGACCACACAACCUCAUAUGCACCUGCAGCUGCCCAUACUGCUCAAAGCAGGACUGUUUCGCGGAAGGUUGCCUACACUGGGGAGCCUGUUGGAGCUGGUGGAGGGGCCAAGGCAGCAGGUCUUAGGAGAGGCUACAGCACUGCUGUCCCCCCAUCCAGCAUUGCCACUGUAAUGCCCCAGCAACAACAGACUACGCAGAGUCAACCCCAGCGAGCAGACCGCAGUACAGCUGGGGCUGGAGCAGGUGGUCCUAAAGGAGGGGCCCGGAGAGGUAAGGGACCCCUGGUGAAGCAAUCUAAGGUAGAGGACCUGCGCCUGGCCCAGGGUACACUGGGAGGCAAAGCCUCAAUGGAGAAAAGCUCCAUCCCCAUCCCCACCAUUAUUGUCAAGGCCCCCUCAACCAGCAGCAGUGGACGCAGCAGCCAGGGCAGCAGUGUGGAGGCCGACGUUCCUGCAUCAGGGGAGACAGAUGAAGCCAAAACACCCCACGGUCCUCCUCCCUCCACUCCUGCUCCACAGCCACCUGCCCCUCCUUCCAUCCCAGCACCGCCGCCUCCGUCCUUGCCUUCUAUGCGAGCCCAGGAAAAUCUGGACUUUACCAGCCAGUUUGGGGCUGCCAUUGUUGGCGCAGCUCGCCGAGACAGGGAACGGUUUCAUGAAGCCCGCAGAAAGGGUAACUCCAUGUUCAUGUCUGCUGAGGAGGAUGUGAGUCUUGGGGGAGUGAGUGAUGGAAUAGCAAGGACUCAAGUGUCACAGCAACAGCUUAGCACACAGGCUGAAAGUUCAUCAACACGGCUGCGCCCGUCCAAGUCUAUUGACGAGGGCAUGUUCUCUGGGGACACCUUUAUUCAUCACACCCGCAGUAUGCCUCCAGCCUUUGGCCUACCUGAGUACUCUUCACCUGCCCUGGACUAUCAGCCUAAGUCUGUGCCUACUGACUUGUACACAGCAGUAGGCAGGCAGCCAGCACCCUCCAGUACAACCUUCAUUCACCCUCUAACAGGAAAGGCUCUUGACCCCACAUCGCCACUAGGCCUCGCCCUGGCUGCCAGAGAGCGUGCUCUGAGGGAUGACAGCAGGUUAAGGAGGGGAGCAGAUCAUCAUUUCACCCGCCAGAUGUCGAGUGUGGUGUUUCCUUCGUCUACUGUCACCUCUCAGCCAGUGUCGUCCACCGCCCAGUCCUCUAGCUCCUCUUACCUGGUCACCUCGUCUUCUCUGGCUGCUACCACGGCGACUGUUGGCCGCCCACCUUCUCCCAGAAUCCUCAGAGGAGUUGGGAGUGUGUGGAGUGAGGAAGGUAGUGGGGGAGAGAGGGAACGGGAAGGAGGAGGGGCUCGUGAGGGGCUAAGAGUUCGCUUCUCUGAGGACAAAACGGUCCACACGCACCACUACCAGUCUCAGCCAUAUCAGCCAACCUUCAAAGAGAGAGAGCGGGAGAGGUCGAGAGAGCGGGAGCGGGAGAGGUCUAGGGAACGGGAGAGGGAGCUGUCGAGAGAAAGAGAGAGGGACAAAGAGAGAGAGGGUUACAUGAGGAGGGCAGAGCAGGCUGCUGCCAAUGCGGCAGCUGCUGAUAGCUCUGCUCAGCAGGCAUCCCAGUCUCAGCAGCCUCGGAGGCCUGCUUUUCUCAGGAUGGAAAGUCAAGCUGAUGCUUAUAUCUUGUCCCUAACCCCUCCCUCUCCUCCAGCUACCAGUACUCAGCAGACAGCAACCACUACUGGGAGCACUGGGUCUGGUUUGAUGGUUCUUCCUCCUCCUGCCCCCUCAGUUGAUGCGGACGAUGAGUUUGUCUUCGCAGACCCUCUCCCACCUCCAUUACAGUUUGCUAACAGCUUUGACAGGGGAGUUGGGGGAUUAUCAGGAUACUCACAACAUGGGAUGCGCCCCAACAACCUGACCCGCCAACAGCAGGUCCCACCCCCGCCACCUCCACCUCCUCCUCCACCACCACCCCCUCCACCUCCCCAAAAAGAACCAUUUGUAAGUGGGUUUCCUACUCAUACACCCCUGCCCUCUCCUCAGGCAGGGGACUCCACUGCCUCCAGCCUCACAUCUUACGACAGUGAGGUGGCUAACCUGACUCAGUCUGCUCCCUCCCCCUCCCAGACGUCGCCCAACCCCCCACCUCCUCACUCGCCCUCUACCCUGCAGAUAACGGGACCUCCGCCUCCCCCGUCAGUCUCACCACCGCCUCCUCCCGGAUCCUAUCACAGACCCUUCUCUAUGUCCCAUCCCCACCACCUUUACAACAGCUCUCACACUCCUGGACGUUCUUCCCCCACGCCUCCCCCACACACAGUCGCCCCUCCACUGGCCUACCGUGGUCCCCCAGUGCCCUCCUCCACUGCUGCCACCUCUGCCCUUAGGGGCACUGCCUCACAUGCCACGACCGCUAGCUGUGCCGCUACAACCACCGCUGCUGCCACCACAACAAGCACCUCCACUCAGCUCUACCAUGAGCGCACACACACCACACAUACAACAUCCACCGCCAUCACAGGCAGUCGCAGGACAGGGGAUCACCGUCGUACUCCCCCUGCUACCAAGAAAGGAGAAUCUCAGGAGACGGUGGUGGACUCUGGGAUUGAAGAGCUGGACAGCCGCAGCAGCAGUGACCAUCACUUGGACAGCAUCCUGGCUGGUGUUCGGGGAGAUCGGCUGGACCGAGGGGAGAGAGGACGGAUGGGAGGGGGAGGCGGGACAGGGGAAUCAGAAAGGGGAGGAGAUUUUCUGGAGUCUUACAUGAGCUACCUGGACGGACAAACUUUUGAGAUGCAGAAUGCCACAGCAGCAGCUUCCACCUACCCAAAAACCAACCGGUUCAGAGAGGGAGGUCGCACCAGUGAUCUACACAGACAGACCAGCACCGCUCCCGCAUCUUUCCACUCCCACAGACGAAGGGACGAGCAGGAAGAGGACGAGGUCGAGGAGGGAGCGGAUGAAAGUGGCCGCGAUGGGUAUGGUGUGAGGGACAUGCAGAAUUUGGGACGUCCCAUUUCACCGUACUUUGAUCGCCCUCGCACUCCUGAGAUGAAGCCUCUCUGGGGCGAGGGGCAGAUGGCCAGUGACCAGUCCGCAGCACUUUUAGAGGGGAAGAGGAUUUACCCUCCUGCAUCCAGUAUGAAGCCCAGCAUCAUAAAUGAGCUGAACAGUAAACUGCAGCAAAGAACCAAGGACAGCUGGAGCAGCCAGAGAACACUGAGCAGACACAGAAGCAGAAACAGAUUUUCAGAAGACUCAGCCUCAGCUCUGAGCCCCCCCUCAGCUCGAUCCCAGUCACCGUCUCCGAUUUCAUUAUCGCAGCCAUCGUUAUCCCCGUCCCCCACCCCAGCCUCCCAGUACCCCAACUGGGGACGAUCCCCAUCUCCUCAACCUCCAGCUGCCUCUCAGCCUCCACGUUCCCAUUCCCCGCUGUCUCCGACAACUUAUUCCCCUUAUCCCACUUCCCCCAAACACAGACCUGUCUACCGGACCAAAGCCCUAGAAUUCCAGUUCAUCCCCAGUCGCGAGUCCCGUAAAGCAGAAUCACACAUGUUCCAGCGUAGGCGAGCACCCAGCCCCCUCAUAUCCCCGUCAGAGAGGCCCAAGCUGGGGGGUCCACCUCGGCCAUCAUCCCUUCCGCUCCUCCCCACUACACCUCUAUACAGUGCCAUGUACGACCUCCGAGGUUCAGUCACCCCACCAUCACCUGGGAACCCUCUCGGAGAUCCUUACUUCUCGCCCUCUCCUCCCUUGUUUGCCCCCUCUGGUGCCCCUCCUCCUCCAAACUCCGCCUUAGUUGUCUCUCGAUCCCUCUCUCCAACUCACUUCUUGUCCGGGACCUCUUCUCCGCCCAUGCACCCUCACCCUCCACCUACAUGCCUAAGUUACCCCCAUCUACCGCCCCCUUCCCCUACAAAGCCUUUUGCCUCCAAGCCGCUGCCCUACUGGACCAAGUAUGACGUUGCAGACUGGCUAGGAUACCUGAACCUGGGUGAGCACAGAGAGCGUUUCCUGGACAACGAGAUUGAUGGCACCCACCUGCCCUCCCUAACCAAGGAUGAUUAUCUGGAUCUGGGUGUGACGCGUGUAGGCCACCGUAUGAACAUUGAACGGGCCCUGAGGACCGUCAUGGACAGGCUGUCCAGCAGCCCAUUUCCCAUUUCUGUUCUCUCACCUCGGGAUGGACAGACUGAGAGGAGGAGGGACGAUGGGAGUCGGAGCUGAGGUUGCAAAAGCAGAGGAAGAGAGAGAGAGAGAGAGAGAGAGAGAGAAAGGAGGGGUUGGAGUCAAUGAGGGAGGAAAACACAACUGCUGCUAUCCAUGGUGGAUUCACACAACAAAUGAGGGGGGAACAGAUUUCACACAGAGAGCGACAGAAAAGAGGGAGUCUAGUCCCAAAGGGAGAUGGAAACGCAGGGAUGGAAAAAGGGCUGACGAUCCAUAAAGACACCGGCUGGCGCUCACCAGUUGUGGCAGGCUGAUUUACACAAGUACACUCCCACAUGCAUGCACGGUCACACCAAUCAACAACAAUUAACACAAACACACCGCCAUCUAAGACGCAUACAAAGACACUAUGGCUGCAGCAGAUAUUACGAGUGAAGAACAGCGAUGAAACCGAACCAAAUACUUGAGAGGAACAAUCAAAAGCCAGUUCGAUUUAAACUAAAUUGAGCAGGUUGUGUUGUUGGCGAGCUAGAAGGUGCCAUUCAUCGUGCAACCAUCUUGUUGAAUAGCCCUCUUACCCCUCAGCCGGCGGGUUAAAUCUGUUCAGGUUUAAGAGUGGAACCCACCUAGAAUAUUUAGAGUGCAAUCAACGACAACCCCCCCCCCCCCCCCCCCCCCCGUGUGAGUGGAUGUUGGUUUUAAAAUGUGUCUGAAUAUCAUUGAGAAUUAAUAUUUGAGGGUGAAUGGGGGUGAAUGUCUGCAGGUGUGAGGCCUUGUCCGUCUGCAUGGUGAACGUAGGACGACGCAGGGCAGUAUAUCAUGACAGCUUCCACGUCUUUUAGAGGUGACGAGGGCACAGUCGGAUAACUCGCGUUCUCGGUUUCAACCGAGGCGGCCGGCUGUGUGUUUCGACUUUGAUUGGUUACGUCUCGUUUUUACCUCACCACUGGCAGGGCUCUGUCCUCACUGCAGGUCCUGUGAUCAGGAUCUUAUGUGUUUCUCUAUAGCUCUUUAUCAUCUUAAGUCUUAUAAUGACAUAUAUACAGACUGGUCACUGUAUCACAAAUUUGUAGCAAAAAUAAGUGCCCAGACCAACAAAAUAAUAAUAAAAAAAGAAUCACACCGAUACACACACACACACAGGCACCCGAGUUACUACUAUACAUGCCUGCAUGCAUACACCAACAUGUAGACACACAUACACACAAGCACUUGCAAGUGAUUGUGUUAGAGUUUAUGGGACACCUUAUAUAUAGACACACUAUAUGUUUGGAUCCAAGAUAUACAAAAGGAGACAGACUGUGCUUUCAACUGUUAGACGGGAUACGUGACAAUGCGAAGAGAAAUCCCCCCCCGAGGAUUUGAUUUACAGAGAAAGACUUCCUCAGCGUCGAGGCAACUGUUGUACAACCAUUCAGACCUUCCGUCCGAGGGAGACUGGAAAGGAGAGGGGAGGGGAAGAGGAAAAACUGCCAUUUUCUUGCUCUUUCCCACCCAAUCCCCCCUGCUCCUUCCAGGAGUGGCCCCUCUCUCUCGACAAAAUCCAGGAGGAAACGAGCCGCCAACCCGGCCGAGGGGAUCUGAGAGAAACGCUUAUAUCGAGUUUUAAUACUAUGAUUGUUCUUACAAUUUUUAAACUUUAAAAUGGGAAUACUGGAAUUGAUAUGAAGAGAUUUAUUGUUACUAUUUAUCAUUACUUUCAUCGUCCUUACUGUUAUUACGGCUGCUGAGAGUUCCUGCUUACUGCCUUCGGUGGCUGAUGUGGCGCUCUUGUGCAGUUCUGACUGUGUGAUAAAGAUUAUUGUGUUGAUUAUACAGUAUAUAUAUAUAAAUAUAGAUAUGUGUAUAUAUAGGUAUUUUUGAAAUGAAAGAUGCAUAUUAUUUUGUGCACGGUACCCUUAACAUUGCUUCUAUGUGACAAGAAGCAUUGCAACUUAAUGUGAAGCACAUUUCAGAAACACUUCCUUUUCCUUUAACCUUUCUGAUUUUUCUUUUGUCAGACUGUGAAGCUUUAAUCAAAAUUACAUGUUGAUGUUUAUGGCCUCAAAAUAUGAUUUCCUCACUCUUUUAAAAAGUUAGUUGUCACUUAAUAAUAUGCAGGUACUAUAAGUGUAGCAGUUGUUACUCUGGGGAUGCCCACGUUUGACAUAAGUGAAAAUGAUGUAUUACUUUAUUUAAACAGUUCUUUAAAUUGAUUUGUUCAAUUCUGGAUAACCCCCUUUUGAUUGAUCACAUACACAAAUGUCAUUCUUUUUUCCAUGUCUGCACUGAACUCCUUCCACUGCACAUUUACAUCCCAUUCUGACCUUAGUCCUGCUUUUCUCACUGUUGCUGAGAUCAAAUAUAAGGGCUCUCUCAUGACCUCUCUACCUUGAACAACACUUCACCUCUCCUGCUGCUUUUGAGUCCUCGAACACAUAUCAAACGUGCGUUUUUACAUCGGGUGGGCACAGACGGGGAGUUUAACUCUCCUCUUCCAGGCCCUGCUAUCCUCAGUCUGUUUUUUGCAAAAAGAGAAAUGAGUUUUCAUAGAUCAUGUGCACUUACACACAGGCAUGUGAAUGAGCAAAGGUCAUCGAGGUGGAUUUGUCUCUGUAAUUGCUUUGUGCUGGUUGUCAAGGAGAGAUUAUAUUUGAAUGCAAGGGAAAUAGCAAUAAGGACGAUGAAAACAAUGGUCAUCUAAUUAUGGUUUAAGAUGUUAAAAAAAAAAAAAAAAAAAAGUAUCAAAAGUUCUAAAGAAUCUCUGUCUUCCAAAUAAUGUUUAACAUGAAAAGGUACCAUGUAUUUAUUUAACUGUUCUGCUUUCUAUACAGUUCGACCUGUUCUCUACAUCUGCCCCUCUUCCACUGUUAAUGCCCUGACAGUAUUAAGAGCUCCAGUCUGUUUUCACUCAUCAUUUGCAUCUUCUUGUUUGUACAAAGCAUCUUCCGCAGCCGCUGACAUGUUCACAGCUCAUUGUUUAUUACCAGCAUAUUAUGCAAUGGCCCUAUUACCAUUAACAACUGUGGCUUUUCACAUUUCCCUUUAAAGGUGUUGAAGUAAUUUUCAGCCAAAAGGGCCGUGUUUCUGAAAGGAUGAACAAGCAGAGUGUGACUUCCUGUCCGAACUCAUUUCACAGCCAGAUUCUACUUGUUUCUAUCAGGUCUCUAAAACGUUUGCUAGUGUAAAAAGGGCCAAUUAAGAACUUUGGAUAAGACAUUUUGAAAACAUCUCUUACUGAUACAAUGCUGUUCAUGUUAAGCGACUGGUGAGAAAUAAUCAUUUUUAACCCUUUCUUUGCAUUUAAAAGUUAUAUAAUCGAGAGCGGUGGCUCGUCGUUACUGUCAGGAGAACACGUAAGAUCUGAGGGAAUCGGUCCGACUCUAUAGAAAGCAUUUCUUUUCCUUUAAGAGAUCUUUUAAAAAAUGAGAAUAUGAACUGAUGAAAGGUAACUUACAGAAUAUAUAUGUAUAUGUGAUAUGCAUAUACACACAUUCAUAUAAACAUAUAUGAAUUUCAAAUGUUUUAAGAGAUAAUAAAUUGUUAGAAUUAUAAUAAAGAUACAGAAACAAA